Racocetra persica is the source of this 192-nucleotide messenger RNA. The record is from the annotation of a GenBank genome assembly. NCBI's taxonomy places the organism in Eukaryota, Fungi, Glomeromycota, Glomeromycetes, Diversisporales, Gigasporaceae.
CAAUUAAUGUAUGAAUAUCCAAAUGCUAAUACAAAUGAAAGAGUUAAAGAAAAUUUUCAAAUAUUAAAAGAAUCUAAUGAACCAAAUAUAAAUAACAAAGCUUCAGAUAAUACUAAUGUUGCUAAAGCAUGCUAUUCAAAUACAAAUCGAGAUGAUAAAUUUUUAUCACUUGAGAAUGCAAUUUUAAUGUAA